Uloborus diversus is the source of this 411-nucleotide messenger RNA. RefSeq names its product protein krueppel-like. The transcript has 2 exons. The coding region runs from base 1 to 411 and encodes 136 amino acids. Lineage: Eukaryota; Metazoa; Arthropoda; Arachnida; Araneae; Uloboridae. Gene Ontology annotation, biological process: regulation of transcription by RNA polymerase II. Gene Ontology annotation, molecular function: DNA-binding transcription factor activity; RNA polymerase II cis-regulatory region sequence-specific DNA binding. The record is from RefSeq and is a predicted model, not a curated record.
AUGGCUUUGAUGUCAGAUCUUUUUUCUUUGAAUGGUAGAAGAUCAAUUGUAUUUCCUCCUCUGACUGUUCAUCUUUGUCCUGAUUGUGACUAUUCUACCCCACACAAAGUUAAUCUAUCAAGACACAUGCGGACCCACACUGGAGAGCGCCCAUUCUGUUGCAGUCUCUGUUUUAAAAGUUUCACAAGGAAAGAAAAUCUGCAGGUUCAUGUGAAGGGCCACAAUGGGGAACGGCCAUUCAGUUGCAGUGUGUGUUCAAAGCGAUUUAAACAGAAAGCUCAUCUGAAGAGCCACAUGAUCAGCCACAGUGAAGAACGAACUUUCAAGUGCCAUCACUGCAACAGAGACUUUGCUGACAAGGGAAGGCUUUGCCAUCACAUUAAUACUCAAGCAUGUGUGAAGCACUUGUGA